AUGGGUACAACAAAUGAAAGACAAGUAAUCUGUAAGCUGAAAUAUGAGGUUGUUGAAGGUCGCACUACGGCUACGUACGUCUAUGCAACGUAUCCAGUCAAGUUUCUGCAUCCACGACGAAUCAUCAACCAGCGUUUUGAUACAUAUAUUACCUAUAUUCUGGGAUACGGUGGAGGUCUGGUUGCUGGUGAUUCCGUUGUUGUGGAAUGCGAAUUGGGUCAUGAUACAACAGUUGUGCUGGGAACACAGGCAACGACAAAGAUAUUCAGGUCAGAGGACGGUCAUUUUGUAUCACAGACUUUCUCCCUCAAGGUGGCGAAUAAUGCCACAUUGGCAUUCUUACCUGACCCUGUGACGUGUUUCAAGCACGCGAGAUAUCGACAGAAACAAGUGUUUUAUCUUGAAGCAGAUGCAAACCUGGUGUUUGUCGACUGGUUAACAAGUGGUCGAAAACGAAAUUAUUUAACCAGAGGCUCGAUUCGUGAUAAUCGUAAGGAGACUUUGGAGCACUGGGACUUUGACGAGUACGAUACGUUGUCGGAGAUUUUUGUCGAUGAUGAGCGACUUAUGACGGACCGUGUUCGAUUGAUAGAUGAUGAAGAUACGAGUCUUCGUCAGCGCAUGCAUGGCAUGCACGUACUGGGUUUAAUGGUAGUUGUCGGGUCAAAGUUAACGAUCAUCAUGGAUGAGCUACUAGAGCUUAGUACCCGCAAGAAACUCCACAAUGCACAGGAGAUGACACCUCAAGGCCGUCUUGCAGCGGCGAAUACGUUUCCAGGAGUCAUUGCGUCAGCAAGUUCUAUGGGCUCAAAUGCAGUGAUUGUGCGUUUCUGUGGCAAAGACUCGGAGUCUGCCAUGACUUACGUCAAGGCGAUGCUGAAUCCGCUGAAGGAGAUGAUCGGUUUUACUCCCUAUCAACAACAUCGAUGA
Peronospora belbahrii is the source of this 930-nucleotide messenger RNA. The record is from the annotation of a GenBank genome assembly. NCBI's taxonomy places the organism in Eukaryota, Oomycota, Peronosporomycetes, Peronosporales, Peronosporaceae.